GAUGGAGAGAAAGUCAUCGUCUUGUAGGCGCCGGCGAAAUUCCAUCGGUUGCGUGCCUGCCAUUUUCAGCUUCUUUUCCAAACACAACAAGCGCUCAAAAUUUAUCAGCUGUGGGAAAGAGAAGCGAGAGGAGGCGGCCCACGACGAAGAGAGGCUAAAAGAUGCAAAGCUUGUAAUUAGGAGUCCAACGCUUCCGGUAGAGAUUCGGCGAUCGUUGUCGGUUGAGGUGGGGAACCAUCGUCAUGCAUUAGUGGCGAGGUUGAUGGGAGCAGAUAAAUUUCCUCCGAGGUUGAUGGGAGUUGGAGCAGUGGAGAAGUGCGAUGAGGAUUUGAAGGCUCUUCAAAGGAUUAAUGAAGUUGUGAAGACGAGCAUCAGCGUCGGACUUGGGGACAGCAAUGAGCUCAGACGAAGACGAAGCCUACAACAGAAGCACCAACUGAUUAAGAAGAAGGCAGAGGAAGAGAAAAUUGCUCCCACUGCCACUGCCACCACCGGGGCAGGUGGCUUCCUCCACAGAUUUACAACGGAACACGUUGCUUAUACGAAAAGCAAUAACAACGAUGAGGAAAAUGAUUCAGUUUCUGGCGUACGAAGAAGAAACGCAUUAACCAAAGCCAAAUGCAUGAUCCAGAGUGUGCAUGAAGUGUGCAAGGAUAUUGCAUGGGGUGAACGGCGGGAGAUUGGCAUAAUAGGGUUGGCGUUGCAACACCAUAUUUGCAGAGAUUUGAUUCAUGAGCUUGUUAAAGAAAUUGCUUGCUACUCCAACUAA
This is a messenger RNA of Hibiscus syriacus, 769 nucleotides long. RefSeq lists its product as uncharacterized. Lineage: Eukaryota; Viridiplantae; Streptophyta; Magnoliopsida; Malvales; Malvaceae. The transcript has 4 exons. The record is from RefSeq and is a predicted model, not a curated record. Bases 2 to 769 code for a protein of 255 amino acids.